Molecule: messenger RNA, 1216 nt
Organism: Bombyx mandarina (wild silkworm)
Lineage: Eukaryota; Metazoa; Arthropoda; Insecta; Lepidoptera; Bombycidae
Gene: RfC38
Product: replication factor C subunit RfC38
Biological process (GO): DNA-templated DNA replication; DNA repair
Cellular component (GO): nucleus; DNA replication factor C complex
Molecular function (GO): ATP hydrolysis activity; DNA clamp loader activity; DNA binding
Source: RefSeq, a predicted model, not a curated record
CGCCGAAACUUGUGACAAAUUUGACUUGUAAACAAAAUUGAAGUUAUUUAAAAGUUAUAAAUUAACUGAAAAAUGAGUCUCUGGGUUGAUAAACAUAGACCAAAAGAUUUAAUGAAGUUGGAUUACCACAAAGAACAAGCUGUACGUCUGAAAAAUCUUGUGCAACAAAGUGACUUUCCUCACCUUCUUAUUUACGGGCCCUCUGGAGCCGGUAAGAAAACACGAGUUAUGUGCUUAUUGAGAGAGCUUUAUGGAUCAGGUGUGGAGCGCUUAAGGCAAGAAACAAUGAAUUUUACAACACCCUCAAACAAGAAAAUCGAAAUUAUGACAGUUAGCAGUAACUAUCACAUUGAAGUUAACCCAACCGACGUCGGAAUUCAUGAUCGCGUUGUUAUUAUGGAUUUAGUAAAAAACGUUGCUCAAACUCAUCAGAUAGAUUCAAACGGACAACGUGAAUUCAAGGUUGUCAUUUUAAAUGAAGUAGAUGAUUUAACCAAGGACGCACAACACGCAUUACGUAGAACCAUGGAGAAAUAUGUGGCAACUUGUCGUCUCAUACUUAUUGCUAAUUCUAUUUCUAGAGUCAUUCCAGCGAUAAGAUCACGUUGUUUGACCAUAUCAGUACCUGCACCCACUGAAUCUGAAAUUGCAUCAGUGCUUCAACUUGUUUGUAAAAAGGAAUGUCUAAGCUUAUCUAAUGAUUUAGCACUACGUAUAGCCAAAUCUGCUGAUCGUAAUUUACGCCGAGCAUUACUCAUGUGUGAGGCUUGUAAGGUCCAACAAUAUCCCUUUACACCCGAUCAAAAAGUGCCAGAACCGGAUUGGCAAACAUUCAUAAGAGAAACUGCAUCAAUGAUUUUAUCAGAACAGUCCCCAAAAAAACUAUGUGAAGUACGUCAGAAACUUUAUGAACUAAUAAUACAUGGAAUACCAACAGAGACUAUAUUUUCAGGAUUACUUAAAGAAUUAGUAAGAAAUUGUGAUAUGACUUUAAAAUGUCAAGUAGCGAGCUAUGCAGCACGAUAUGAGCAUAGGAUGCGAUUAGGGAAUAAGCCAAUAUUCCACCUUGAAGCUUUUGUUGCUAAAUUUAUGGCUAUUUAUAAGAAAUUUAUGGAAGAAUCUUUAGGAGAUAUGUUUUGAACAGACUUAUUUUUUUUUUUUUAAUUGUGUAUUAAGUAAAGUGGGAAUAAUUGUGAAUAGCUUUUAAUAAACUUAA